UGGAAGGGAAUUUAAAACACAGGACCCAGAUAUAAUUUAGAAUCAACACCCACUUUCCAGGUCAUACAAACUGAACAACUUGUUCAAAUUCUUUUCCUGUGAAUGUAAAAUGUAUUUUUUCAAGAAAUUACUCUGCCUUUCCAUGUGGUGAGUACAGAAAUGUGUACAUACCUUACAUGGUUUUAUAUCCUUCAACAUAUACUAUGAUUGAAAUCCGUAUUGAAUUCUGGACAUACCACCCACUGGGUGAAUUUAAAUUACGUAUAUUUUUUAUGUUUAGCUGUAUUGACAGGCAUGCAUGAACAUCGUCAUUUUACUACAAUAUUACUCAUAUGCAUUAUUCAGAGUACAACUAUUUCCCUCGAUUUUUGAGUUAUCUGCCAAAAUUUUAUAAUUUAAUUUUAAUUUUACAGCAGAAGAAGGGUAAAAUCAAAAUGGAAAAUGAUGUUGAUGUUCAAAGUGAAAAAGAUUCCAUUAGCGUGGUAUCUGAUGAGGUUCAUAUACAGUCAGGAACUUCAAUACAAAAAGAUGAAACUGAGAUCAUGAAUAUAAAAAUUGAGGAUUUUGCAGAUACACAAGAAGAGGAGGAUCGUAUAGCAAAACUUCCAUUAAUUAAGUCUGAACAUAAGGACUCCAUCAAUUUACAGGAAGUUGUACCUGAUUCUUACAGUGAAACGAGUUUUGAGGCUUCUUAUGAUAACAAUCAAGUCAUCGAUAUCAAAGUUGAGGAUGACGGAGGUGUGAAAGUGGAGGAGGAUCCUGUCAUGAUAACAUUUCCAGUAAUAAAGGCAGAGCAUGAGGUGAGUUGUGUGAGCAUCGUUAGGUACGUUGCAUCUCCAUUUGUCUGUCCUUAUAAGCAAUUCCGCUCUGCUGAAUAGUUCUUGAAGGGUCCGUUGCAAACUAGUUGAAAUGAAUUGUAUUUGUUGCCUACUGUUUGUGGAAUUUCGCUUCUGUUUUGUGUUGGCUUUAUUUUAAGACGUGAUAUUAAAUAUUGAGAAAUACAAGAAAUGUUUUAGACAGAUGUAGCCACACAAGCCUUUGAUAGUUUGUCCACACUUUCCAGUACUCCUUGUUUUGAUGGCAUUAAU
This is a messenger RNA of Zootermopsis nevadensis, 1088 nucleotides long. Lineage: Eukaryota; Metazoa; Arthropoda; Insecta; Blattodea; Termopsidae. The record is from RefSeq and is a predicted model, not a curated record.